Molecule: messenger RNA, 1591 nt
Organism: Malania oleifera
Lineage: Eukaryota; Viridiplantae; Streptophyta; Magnoliopsida; Santalales; Ximeniaceae
Exons: 11
Coding region: 189-1379 (396 amino acids)
Biological process (GO): aromatic amino acid biosynthetic process
Molecular function (GO): 3-dehydroquinate synthase activity; oxidoreductase activity
Source: RefSeq, a predicted model, not a curated record
GGGCCCGUGUAAUGGAAAUAGAAAAUAAAAAUAGUCACUUGGGCAGCGUUACUGUUUGGCUGGCGAGAAAGAGGGAGAGAAUUAGAGAAAGAAAACUUGUUGGUGGUAUGGUUUAAUUUUGUGUUCCAUUGCUGCAGUAUUUCAGGAGCCAAAACACGCGAAGAGACGCAGACACCGAAGCUAAAGAAAUGGUAAUUUGUUCGGUCCAAAUCCCCAAACCGCUCUCGCCAUUUCCUGUCAAAUCAGGGGUUGAGUCGAAGCACAGUUGCUGUGUGACAAUGGGUUCUUCUUCUCGUGUCUCGUCGAGGUUGUCUGAGCAGGAGAAGCUGGUUUGGAUAUGGACUGAGAACAAGCUGGUAAUGACGGCCGCAGUGGAAAGAGGAUGGAACACUUUCAUUUUCUCGUCGGGAGACAAAGAAAUCGUGAAUGAAUGGUCAUCAAUUGCAUUGAUAUAUCCUCUCUUCAUUGAAGAGGGACAGCUUUUUGAUGGUGAGAAUAGAAGAGUUGGCACAUUUUAUGAGAUUUCAUCUUCACAGCAAUUACAGCAGCUCCAACCAGUUGAUGAGCAGGCCGAGAAUGUUAUCAUUAAUUUACUAGACUGGCAGGUGAUACCUGCAGAGAAUAUUGUUGCAGCGUUCCAGGGCAGUCAAAAAACAGUGUUUGCGAUCUCUAGAACACCCUUCCAAGCACAAAUUUUUCUUGAGGCGUUGGAGCAGGGGUUGGGAGGUGUUGUUUUAAAAGUUGACGACGUUGCAGCUAUUCUUAAGCUGAAGGACUAUUUUGACAGAAGGAAUGAAGCAAGCAAUUUUUUGAGUUUGACUAGUGCUACUGUUACUUGGGUACAAAUUACCGGAAUGGGUGAUCGUGUUUGUGUGGAUCUGUGUAGUCUCAUGAGACCUGGUGAAGGACUUCUGGUUGGGUCCUUUGCUAGAGGACUCUUUCUUGUUCACUCAGAAUGCUUGGAGUCAAAUUACAUUGCCAGCAGGCCUUUUCGAGUUAAUGCGGGACCAGUGCAUGCCUAUGUUGCUGUUCCAGGAGGAAAGACUUGCUACCUAUCAGAGUUAAAAGCAGGCAAAGAAGUACUUGUAGUUGAUCAAAAUGGCCGGCAACGAACCGCAAUUGUAGGGCGUGUAAAGAUAGAGACUAGACCCCUAAUCCUUGUCGAGGCAAAGGAAGAAUCAGAUAAUCAAACUCUCUAUAACAUCCUCCUACAGAAUGCAGAAACAGUUGCAGUAGUCUGUUCCACUAAUGGAAAUGGAGCUCAAAAGAGGGCAAUUCCUGUGACAUCACUCAAAGUUGGAGACCAAGUUUUGCUGAGAUUGCAGGGUGGGGCACGGCACACAGGAAUAGAGAUCCAAGAAUUCAUUGUGGAAAAUUGAAGAAGCAAGAUGUCAGUGCUUAUAAAAAGGACAAAAACAAGUCUCAUCCUGUAGGUGUUGAUUCCUGAUAAAAUCUUAAUUUAGAAUACGACGCAUUUUUUCUUGUAAUGCUAUGGUGUCAUUAAUAUUAAUGCAUUGAAUCACAUCAAUCCACGGUAAAAUACGAAAAAAAUAAAAUAAAAUAAAACACAUUAAGAUUUUAGGGCUUUGAA